Cooperia oncophora is the source of this 489-nucleotide messenger RNA. Lineage: Eukaryota; Metazoa; Nematoda; Chromadorea; Rhabditida; Trichostrongylidae. The record is from the annotation of a GenBank genome assembly.
AUGAUUCCUUUCAGUUCGUUCGUUUUCAAACAUGAUAUUUUCCAGGGGAAAAUGGUACAAAUCUGGCAGAUGGAACCGUACCCAUGUGGUGACCCAAGACUACCUCAUCAUAUGUUUCCACCUAAGAUCAUCACACCGGACGAGUUGUCGAAGAGGACAGGAACACUCUACUGGAAGCUUGACACAUUGGAUCAAGUAGCUCUUUCGAAACGACUCAUGAUCAUGAAAAAAGAGAGGAAUUUCAACAAGGAGGACAUUUUCACACUUGACGCCGAGACCACCGCUAACUUCAGAGAUAAGAUCGACGAGCUGUUUGAAGAGUCAAAUCACCCCGAAGAUCAGGCAAGAAUGAUUAUCGAUGGCUCGGCAUAUUACGAUGUUGAGGAUAAGGUACCUUUUUUUAUUAGAGUUUGUUCCGUCUCUCACGAAUUUAUGAAAAGGAACAAAAAGCGCUAUGAAAAGGAAAGGGGUUGCUGUUCGUUGAAGUGA